ACAGGGUACAGGAGAUGGCUCAACCCCUGCAGAAGGUGCUGAUGGAGCCCGAGGUGGUGCGUGGCCUCACGCAGGACCCCGCCACCUUCAGGUUCCCCCGCCGCCCGCUAGUGGUGGCGGGGGCGGUGCACUGGCCGCCCCACGUUGGUGUGACCCAUGGCCCAGACGGCCUCGGCAUCUCGGGCGCCAUGGCCAACGUGAUGCAGGUGCUCGCCGAGACGCUCAAUUUCACCUACACCAUCGUAACGCCCGCCGACGGCUCGUGGGGGGCUGAGCGAUCCAACGGCACGUGGACUGGCAUGGUGGGCCAAGUGGUUGAGAAGAAGGCGGACGUCGCUGUGGGCCCGUUUGGCAUCACGCUGAGGAGGAGCCAAGUGGUCGAUUUCACGGAGUCCUUUUACUUUGAUGACCGCUCCAUCCUGGCGAAGAAAGGGGUGCCGGAAAUCGACCACUGGGGUUUCUUAUACCCCCUGACGUCGUCUGUGUGGGCGGCGAUGAUGGCGGUGCUGGCGAUGGUGUGGGUGCUGUCGAUGGUGUUGCUGCGUCGCCCGAAAGGUGUUGGUCUACUGGGCUGGUGGGGAGAGCUUCUGCUGGAAAAUAUUCGUAUUCUUCUAAACCAAGGCGUGAAGAAGACGCUGCUGUUGGGGAGUUCAAAGAUCCGGAAUGUGAGUGGGUUGUGGGUAGUGGUGGCGGCCGUGGUCUUCUGGAGCUACUCGGGCACCCUCACGUCCCUGCUGGCCGUGAGGUUCAUCCCGCAACCCAUCCAGACCCUCAGGGACCUGCUGGACGACCCUUCCCUCACCGUCAUCAUGGAGCCCAACACCAUCGUCACCGACACCAUCGCGAAAAUGAAAUUCGGAGAGCUUCGGGAACUCCACGAGCUACAGUUCGUGGGUCGCGUGCGUUAUCAACACGCCUCCACCUUCCCCCGCGCCCUGGACACUCAGGUCCGCCGCCAGCGACACGUCAUCAUCAGCACCAGCCUCUCCGCCGAACUCUUCAUGGCUGACAUCUUUACUCAGACGGGGAGCUGCGAUUUUUACAAGGCGAGGCAGAGCUUCUUCACGUCCACGCACUGCAUGAUCGGCCCCAAGGACAGCCUCCUCGUGCCGGCCAUCAACCACAGGAUACGCGCCCUGAUCGAGUCCGGCCUGUACGAGCACUGGCUGCUGAGCGACAUCCCGGCCCUCACCACCUGCCGCUCCUCGCCGCCCAUCGUGCUCGUCAGGGCGCCGCUCUCCCUCGCCAACCUGUGGGGCGCCGUGGUGCUGCUGGGCGCGGGACAAGUGCUUGCUCUGCUCGCCUUCUGCAUCGAGAUGUUGGGGUGCCGCGUGUGCCCCUGAAGACUCACGCUGCCCGGCCAUCUUCUCUAACACUCCCUCCUUUCCUGUCCUCUCCCAUCCCAUAUUCUUCCUGACUCCUUUUUAUUCUUCCCCUCUGUCUCUCAUGUAACCUGUCCACCCUUGACGCUCCCCUCCAUUUACACGCCUUUUUUUUUCUCUCUCUCCUACCAGCGUUUUGUCUUUAUCCCCGUCAGUUCCUCUUUCUGUGAGCUAUAAGUACUCCGGCUUUUUACGUCUCCUUCCCAUCACAUCGCCACUCUUCCUUUCCUCUCCCGUCCCAAAUUCCUGAUUAAUUAUCGCUCUUCACUCCCUUCCCUUCCUUUUCCAUUCAUCUUGUCCACCUCUCCUGCUCUUUUCUGAAUGUUCCGUUUUCUCUCACAACCUAUGCUUCUCAUGCAACAGGAAUUCCGGCGGUGUCUCAGAGUACUCCAUGGCUGGGAAGGAUUAACAUUGAACAAUACAAUUUCCCACGACGCUCUAGAAAGGAGGAAGAACCCCCGUCAUGGGCUGCUCCUGGUUGACACCUGUGCAAACAAAGUAAAUCGCCACCUUUGUGAAUCGAUCUUUGGUCCCGUGCUAAGGUCCACUUGAUUUUGUUAUUUAUGAUCCGUGUAGUCAGCGUGCAUUACAGUGAACCGUUAGCAUAUACCACCGUUGAAACAUGUCCUUGUAUAAUGAAUGACCACAGCAAUAGGCAGUGCCACUUAUGGUAUUAUACUCACUAGCUGGAAAGAAAUACAUGAUA
This is a messenger RNA of Eriocheir sinensis (Chinese mitten crab), 2088 nucleotides long. RefSeq names its product probable glutamate receptor. The record is from RefSeq and is a predicted model, not a curated record. Gene Ontology annotation, cellular component: membrane. Bases 15 to 1343 code for a protein of 442 amino acids. NCBI's taxonomy places the organism in Eukaryota, Metazoa, Arthropoda, Malacostraca, Decapoda, Varunidae. The transcript has 9 exons. Gene Ontology annotation, molecular function: glutamate-gated receptor activity.